GCGCCUAGUAAGGGGCGGGUUUAUAUCCGGUCUCUGCUCUGUGAAUUGGGAGAGCAUCGCGGGCAGUGGAAAGUUCUAGUUUACUUAGAAGAAUGGAGUUACGACAGAUUCUUUUUUAUUUCACUCUCUCUGUGGUUUUUGUGCUAAGCAAACCAACAGAGAAAAAGGACCGUGUGCACCAUGAUCCACAACUCAGUGAUAAGGUCCACGAUGAUAACGAAAACUUUGACUAUGACCAUGAUGCUUUCCUGGGAGCUGAGGAAGCCAAGACAUUUGACCAGCUGACCCCAGAGGAAAGCAAGGAAAGACUUGGAAUGUUUUUUGAUAAGAUCGACGCAGACAAGGAUGGUUUUGUGACGGAUGAGGAGUUGAAGGCCUGGAUUAAAAAGGCCCAGAAGAAGUAUAUCUUUGAAAAUGUGGAUCGGCAAUGGCAUGAUUUCGACAUUAAUAAUGAUGGAGUAAUCUCUUGGGAGGAGUACAGAAAUGUGACAUAUGGCACAUACCUGGAUGAUCCUGAUCCUGAUGAUGGCUAUAACUAUAAACAGAUGAUGUCAAGAGAUGAAAGGCGUUUCAAAAUGGCUGAUAAGGAUGGUGAUAUGAUUGCUACUAAGGAUGAGUUUACAGCUUUUCUGCAUCCAGAAGAGUAUGAAUACAUGAAGGAUAUUGUUGUUCUGGAAACGAUGGAAGAUAUUGAUAAGAAUGGAGAUGGAUUCAUUGAUUUAGAAGAGUAUAUUGGUGAUAUGUAUAGUCACGAUGGUGACCCACAAGAGCCUGAAUGGGUCAAGACAGAGCGAGAACAGUUUGUGGAGUUCAGAGAUAAGAACAGAGAUGGUAAAAUGGACAAAGAGGAGACGAAAGAUUGGAUCCUUCCAUCAGACUAUGACCAUGCAGAAGCAGAAGCAAAGCAUCUUGUAUAUGAGUCAGAUAAGGAUAAGGAUGGAAAACUCACCAAAGAAGAAAUUGUCGACAAAUACGAUUUGUUUGUUGGCAGUCAGGCAACUGACUUUGGAGAAGCCUUAGUACGACAUGAUGAAUUUUAAAACAUUUCAUAGAAUUUUGUUUUGUUUGUUUUGGUUUUUGUUUUUGUUUUUUUUUUUUUUUUGGUUUUUAAAUAGAUAAUUUAUUUUAUACAACUUGCAGUUUUAACAUAUUUUCUCUACUGAGACUGUUGCCUUCUCUGAAGAGAGGAGAGAAAUUAUUUUUUUGCCACUGGCAUUAUUGUAACUUUAACACUACUUUUUUGAGGAACAUGUUUUUCCAUAUAUGUUGGAUUGUAUUAGUGUAUAUUGUGAAAAUGAAAAAUGUUAUUUCUUACACUUGAAUAUAUACAUUUUUAAUUUCAAGGGUUUUUGAUAUACUACAAAAAUGGAAUGGGAAAGUAUCGUAAUUUGCUUAAGUAUGUACCAUGCUGAUGCCUUUGUAUCUUAUCUAGUAAGGGUAGUUUUUGCAGCUUUGUAAACAAAGCAAAUCUUGAAUCUUAUCAACAGUUUUUAUUUCAGCUGUUUUUUUACAUUAAAAAUGUAAAUCAAAAUUAAAGAGAUUUAAACACAUUUUUACAUCUUAUUGCAGUAAAAAAAAUAUUACUCUUCCACAAAACUCUUCCAGUUGAAAAAGCUGUAUAUUUUAAGCAUCAUAACAAUAUUCAGGAGAAUGGUAGGACAAGAUUUGUACUAUCUAGGGGACUUUGGAUUUGUCCAAAAAAUGUUUUUGUCUAUCCGGGCAAAGUUUCAGGUUAACAUGCUGCUGUGCUCUGCCCAGGCUCUGAAUUAAACGGUAUAUUGAUAUGUAUUGCCAAAAAAGUCAUUUUCAUGUUAUCCCUAGUGUAUACCGUUAGUGAACAUGGACAGCAUUGCUGUAGAGAUUGGUUUAUUGGUCUUCUUUCAUUACAGUUGUUCAUUUUAUUAGAAAUAAACUAAUGCAAUUCUGUAGUCAAAAAGCAUAUACAGUUGGGUAAAAAGGGCAUCCAUAAAUGGUGAUGAGCUGUUUGAAUCUAUAUUCCAUCCAAGCUAUUGCAACUAUUAUAAAGAGACAGCUUCUUGUUUUCCUGUAUUUGAUUUAGGAUACAACUUGCGGAUCUGAUUUCCUAUUAUAUAAUUAUUCAAAGUACAUUUCUUUAAAAUCCCACUCCCAGCACUAAUGCUGAAUCUGCAGUUGUGUUUUGGGUGCUUUGCUGGGAAUAAUUUUGACUUUGCAGUUUCAAGCUGUAACAAUAUUUGUUUACUGUUUACCCAUUUUAUUAGUAGAGCUCUGAGCAGGAAGAAAUGAUACCUGUGUUUGGUAUUGUCAAGUUGAUUUCUCUGUAUUUUAACACCUCUGCCAGUCUGGUGGUAGUGUGAUAUAUGCAUCUAUGUUUUUUUGUGUUUUGGUGGGUAACAUAUAUUGCCAGUCUUCUAAAAUGAAAGAAUUCCAAUACAGUAUUUGAAUAUUAUAAGCAUCAGAACACAGAUUUGAAUAAAAACACAUUUUAAUAAGGUUUACAGAAAGCUGAAACUUGAUACUUCCUAAGGGUCAGAGUCUAAUUAUAUGUGAAGAACAAAACUGAGCUACAGUAAAUGAUGAAAAUGUAAGGUUUUCUCAGUGACAACUUUAGGGUGUGUUUUUUACAUUUUUUUUUUAAAUAAUUUUGGCACGUUUGUUUGGAAAAAUACUUAACACUUUGAACAUAGUGUACAAACAUUUUGUAAGUAAAUAUGUAUUGCAAAUGAGUGCAUUGUUUUCUUAAUAAAAAUUCUAAAAACCUGUU
Polypterus senegalus (gray bichir) is the source of this 2743-nucleotide messenger RNA. RefSeq names its product calumenin a (gene calua). NCBI's taxonomy places the organism in Eukaryota, Metazoa, Chordata, Cladistia, Polypteriformes, Polypteridae. The transcript has 7 exons. The coding region runs from base 93 to 1040 and encodes 315 amino acids. Gene Ontology annotation, molecular function: calcium ion binding. The record is from RefSeq and is a predicted model, not a curated record. Gene Ontology annotation, cellular component: endoplasmic reticulum.